AUGCCCAGGGCCACACUAUAUGUCCUCCAAAGGGGGAAUCAAAAAGUGGGACCAUAUCGUGUAUACCUUGACCGCACUGUUCACGAUGACAUCCAGUGGACGCCCUUCAGUGGUUACGGUAAUGUUGUCCCCUUUGAUCGCAUUGCAUUAUAUUCUGGAUGGUUGGCAUGUGGGUCCAACACCAUGGUCAGAUAUCCGCCGGAGCGGUGCAUGCGACAGUUCGGACGUGUGCAGAUGAUACCGAGAUCUCCAUUUCAGGUUGCUCCCGACACUAUUACCCGCAUAGAGCUCACUUCUAUAUUUGAAGAUUGGGCGCAUCACUUGGUGCCUAAUGAGUAUCGGCGUAUGGUGGCCACCGAGAGUUGGCAUUGUGUAGAUGACUAUGUGACAUGGUUUUAUCGGGUGUCACAUCCUUUGAUGACACCCGAUGCUCUUGGAGAUCCACCUAGGCCAGCACAUGAGGAGAUAUUGGAGAACCAACAGGCCGAGGAUGACCAUGCCACUGAUCUCCUGCCGAUAUGCCAGCGGAUAUAG
Vicia villosa (hairy vetch) is the source of this 534-nucleotide messenger RNA. RefSeq lists its product as uncharacterized. The coding region runs from base 1 to 534 and encodes 177 amino acids. The record is from RefSeq and is a predicted model, not a curated record. The transcript has a single exon. NCBI's taxonomy places the organism in Eukaryota, Viridiplantae, Streptophyta, Magnoliopsida, Fabales, Fabaceae.